Messenger RNA from Mya arenaria, 5327 nucleotides. RefSeq names its product G patch domain-containing protein 1-like. NCBI's taxonomy places the organism in Eukaryota, Metazoa, Mollusca, Bivalvia, Myida, Myidae. Gene Ontology annotation, cellular component: nucleus. The record is from RefSeq and is a predicted model, not a curated record. The transcript has 19 exons. Gene Ontology annotation, molecular function: RNA binding. Gene Ontology annotation, biological process: mRNA processing. Bases 1 to 3237 code for a protein of 1078 amino acids.
AUGGCGGCGCAUAGUGAUUCUGACGAAGAUGAAACGUUUGUUUCAAUUGGAACGGCUUUGGAUGUUCCUGAUAAAGAUGAGCCAGUUAAAAAGCCUAUCACUGUUCAAGACAUGUCUGUCAAGGACAGUAAAGGAAGAGUUCGGUUCCAUGGAGCCUUCACAGGUGGCUUCUCUGCUGGGUACUUCAACACAGUGGGAUCCAGAGAAGGAUUCACCCCUUCCACAUUUGUUUCAUCAAGAGAGAAGCGGACAGAUGGCUCAGGCUCGGGACAAAGACCAGAGGAUUUUAUGGAUGAAGAGGAUAUUAGUGAGCAUGGAAUAGCCCCUAGGAAGUUUGUAACGAGUGCCCAGUUUACCUCGGAAGAGAGGAAGAAGCGGACAUUUGAUGAGGCCAAACUUGCAACAGCAGAUUCCAUUUUGGGAGGGGACACCACACUGUUAAACCUAAUUGUACCUGAAAGAAUUACUGUAGGAGUGCGACUAUUGAGAAAGAUGGGCUGGAAGGAAGGGCAGGGAGUGGGACCCAGGUUGUCAAGGAAACAGAAACAAGCUGAAGGCAGAAGGAUCUAUGGCUGCACUGGGCCACCAAGCCCCGACAGUGGAGACGACGGUCUUGAUGAUGAAACAGUCUUGUCUGACGUCACAUUUGCUCCGACUGACACAGCGCAUAUACUGCUUGGUGCCAAGGACAACACCCAUGGUCUGGGCUACAGCGGGUUGGACCCCAGGAAAGCCCUGCCCUCUACACACAUCAACCUGUUUGAGGCCCCAACUGUACGGAAAUCUGGCGCCAGUAGAAGAGGAAUACGAGGACAGGGGUUUGGUGUCGGUGCUCUGGAGGAUGAGGAUGAUGAUGUCUACGGUAUGGAUGACAUGUCCAAAUAUGACAUGACGAUGGGCGGUGAGGGAGAUGACAAGUUUGGAUGGACUGCACCAACUCAUAGGGGUCAGAAGCAGCAGACACCAGUGGGCUAUGUGGGGCAACUGCUAGAUGGGUUUUCUCUCUCCUCCAAGAAACUGGUCCAGAAGAAAGACUUCCCACCCCCUUCCCUCCCCAGGGACUUUAGACCAGUGCACAGAUUCAAAAAGUCAGAUGACCAGUCAAUAGUAAUGACUAGAAACCAGUCCAGUACAGGUGUGGACUACAGGCAGUUCCUAAAACCUUCUGAUGCUGGGCCCAGCCCUGUGCCUGGAACCAGCAGCUCUGGUUUGGUUCCAGGCUCAGCACCUGGCAGUGUGAGUCAAGGUUCAUCAGCUAGGGAGAAGCGUCAUGAUGCUACAAGUAGAGGUGUCGCUCUCGGGGAGCAGGCAUUUGUUGGAUCUGUGUUUGAUCUUAUACCCAAGGAAGAAAAGGAGAGAAUAAAUCAAGCCAAGCAAAAUACUGAUACCACAGCAAUCGUGAACUUCCCUUUAAGAACAUUUGUCAGUUCUGAGACACUUGAAGGUAGUGAAGAUCAACCUAAGGGAGAUAAUUCCACUACUACUGAAUCUACCUCCAAUGUUGAAGAGCAUAGAAAGAGUGGUGUCCCUUUAUUCCAGGGAGCAGCCAUUUUCAAACCAUUCAGCAAAGAUCCAGCUAAACAGUUGCGAUAUGAUAAAUAUCUAGAAGCAGUCAAACAUGGGCACAAAGAACCAUACCUGUUAGUUGGUAUGCCCGGAAAAACAGAUUGGGAGAAAGAGAGAGAGCGGGAGGAAUUUAGCAAGGCCGCCCACCUGUACCGACCUCUAGCAUCAAUGAUGGCCGCACGGUUUACACGUGCAGGAACAAUUGAGGAUGGUGAGGAAGAUGUAAAGGCUGAACAAAAAAUUGACCAGACAGACGCAGAGAAAGCAGCUUCCAUGAAGAUGUACGGGAAGCUGACUAGGGAGGACGAAGAGUGGCACCCUGACAAUCUAGUCUGUAAACGAUUUAAUGUGCCAAACCCAUACCCAGGGUCUACAAUAGUUGGCCUAAUUUCAGCAAAGAGGGACAAGUACUCUGUGUUCAAUUUCCUUAACUUCGCUAACCCAACAGAGAUGGCCUAUGAUAGGAGGGGGUCCCAAACCCAGGAAACACCACCCCCAGAAGAAGUGAAAAAAGACAAUGCUAAAACUGAUACAGAUAAGACUGAUACUACUAGUAAGGUUGAUAAAGAAUUGAACAAGGGAAAAGCCAUGAAAUCAAUAUUCAGCCAUCUUAUUGAUGCUGAAAAAGGGGCACAAAAGGCAUCUAACCUGAAAAGUGAUAAACCGGUUUCAUUUAGUGUUAAAUCUGUACAAUCAAACAAACCUAAAGAGUUUAAGUCUAUAUUUAGCCAUCUUGAGAAAGGGGAGAAUACUGUGAAACCUGCACCUGUUGCCAUGGAAACAGAUAACGAUGAAAAUGCUGCGGAUGCUGGUAAAACAGCAGCUGGGAAGUCUGUCAGUAAAACAGACAAGUUUGCUGAACUUGUUGAAAAAUCAGAGACUGAUGGUGCUCCAGCUAUGGACCUGUUCAGAGCUAUAUUUAGAAACACUGACUCCGAGGAUAGCUCCAGUUCUGAGGAGGAGGAUGGAGAGGAUAGUUCCUCAAAACUACCAGAUGCACAGGAUAGUUCCUUUCAACCAGCUUUUUCAAUCUCCGACUCGGUUGAGGCCACUCCGGCCACAUCACUGCCAGGCUUUACUGCCCCACCCAAACAGUCCACAUUAGCAGGCUGUGGAUCCUUCGUAGCCCUGCCCCCAGAGAUCAGCCCCAUGGAGACUGGAAAGGGGUCAGCUGGUCAGCCCCAGGAUUCCAGUGGGGAUGAAUCAGAUGCAUAUGGACCUGCUUUACCUCCUUCCCUACCACAAGGUGCUGCAUCAGCAUCAAAUGAUAAAUGGAGAGAUCUGCCAGCUGGUGACUUCAUUGAUCUCACUAAUGAAAAAUCGAGAAACCAGCCAGCUGGUGACAUCAUUGAUCUCACUAAUGAUAAAUCGAAAGACCGACCACCUGAUGACUAUGUAGACCUUACAAAAGAGUCAACCAAAAAACACAAACACAGACAUAGAGACAAGCAUAAACACAAGAAAGAGAAAAAGGAGAAACGAAAGAAAAGUAAGCACAAGAAGAAAGGCCGCAAGAAGGAGAAACGUUCCAGACAUGUCAACGAAAGAUCAGACUCGUCUGAACGGGAGGAGAGCAGUGAUGAGGAUGAUAGGGAAACGGACAAGGAAAUAAUCAAUAGGCUGAAGUUAUUGAAAUCAGCGCAGAGACAGAGGGCGGUAGACUUCAUGUAAACUGACGGAGAGCUGCAGACUUCAUGUAAACAGACGGAAAGCUGCAGACUUCAUGUAAACAGACGGAGAGCUGCAUACUUCAUGUAAACAGACGAAGAGCUGUAGACUUCAUGUAAACAGACAGAGAUUCUCAAGCUGUUGGUCUUACAUAUUUGAUGGACUUUUCCUUAUUUAGUGCUGUUAACUGUGAUAAUUUGUGUUUUCCUCUUGAUGCAUGCAAUACAGAUGUUUAACAAUUUUCAUUACAACACACAACUAUAGCUUUUAAGUGAAAUAAAGAAACUGUAACAAAAAUUGUCUUUAAUAAUGUCCAGUCGUUUAAUGAUUACAAUCAUGUUGUUUAUCACAGUUAUUUUACACAUAAAUGUUACUGUGAUACAGUGACACAAACUGUGGUACUUCUCAAAGUUAGUGACAAUUGUCACACUUAGGUCAUCUUUAGAAAUUGCUUUCCCAUGGAGAAUCGCUUUGGUUUUGCAUGCACAGUUUCUUUAUUCCAUUAGUUUAUUAAGAUAUAUAUAUGAUAUUUAAUUAUGAAAAAAAUAAAAAUCCAAUCUCCCAUUAACUUCCAGGGAACUUGGUUGCCUUUUCACAGACGAUAAACUGUCAAUGUCAAUGUAUCUUCAGGAAUAAUCUGUGAUUUAAAGAAGACUAUAACCAGGUCCUGGCUUUAAUAAUCAGAUAAAGGAAAUAAUAACUUGAUUGUUGAUUCAGUGGUUCUAUUUUCUUCAUAAAUGUUUAAAAUUUAUUUUGUUGAUUUUCCUUUUUUCUGGUGCUCUUGUAAUAUUUAAGCCGAAUCAUUCAUAAAAGGGUUAGGUUUACAAGUCACAUUUUCAGCCCCGCAAUUAUUAUUUUUUAAUUUAAAUUUCAUCAAACUAUAUUUCAAAUACUUGAUUAAAAAUUGUUUUAGAACUUUACAGAGUGAAAAAUGUGAGUUUUUCCCCUUCUUAUGUAUUUGAUCAAAUACAAUGAGUUAAAGCUCUAUUUUGUAACAUAAAAAAUAUUAAAACCACAAACUGGGUGUGUAAACUAGGCAACAUAUGAAUGCUCAUUGAAGAAUGCAGCCACUCUGGAAAAAAAGAAAAUAUUAAAUGCUCAAAUCAAAAUAAAAAGCCAUCUUAUCUGUUACUUAUUUUCUUCAAACAUUUCUCAACUGAGAAAGAGAAAACAUACAUAUGUGUUUAAAAUGUCACAUUUAUGGCUUUUUAAUUUCAUGGAAAAUUUGCCAGGCCAAAAAUGAGCCUUCACAUAACUUACCCCUUCAGUGCAAAAGCAGUGUGAAUGAAAAUGUUUUAGGAGCAGAAAACUUGACUGAAAUAUUGAUGAUUGAAAAAAACAUAACUUUCAUUUAAUAUUUACAUGACUUUGUGUGUGUGAAGGGACAACUAUAAACCAGUUAAUCCAUCAGUACAAUUAUAAGCUUAAAUGAUCACAAAUGAAAUCCUUAUUUAAAAUUCAUUGUAUAAUUGGUUGUAGGCUUUGUGUAUUUUUAUUAUUCAAUUAAAAUAUCACUAUAUAUCUCCAGACGAUGGCAUCAAAGGAAAUACUUGUUAAUAACUUUGAACUUUGUAGUACAGUUACCAACUUUAAAAAGUUAAUAACAUAGCAUGUCUAUCAGAGACCGAAAAUUGUUUAAUAAUGCAACACUUAUGUGUUCAGAGGUUAUACAUCUUGGAAGAAUGUGUGAAAAUCACUUACGGAGAAGGAUGGUUGCAUGUACAUUCAAAAAGACUAGACUCCAGAUGAUACAUUAGCAAGAAAAAAUGAAGAAAAUUGUCAAAAACUUACUUAAAAUUGAUAUUAUUGUGUACACUGCAUUGAAUUUUACUAUCUGAUAUAUCACAUCUCUUACAACACAUGCAUCAUUCACAGGUUUUGCCAAUUUUUUCAAUUCAAAAUUUACUGGGGUUGUCUACCAUGUCAAUCCCAGUAAGGUUAAAAAUAGCAUCAAUAUAUAUAUAUCAAUAUAUGUCCUCAUAAACAGAUAUGAUUAAAACUGUGAAACCAUUAUGUGCUUUAUUUUUAAACGGAAAAAAUCACCAACAUGAUAGUUGCGUUUAUCAUUUCAAUUAUGUAAAAUGAUAUAUUGU